CACAUCGGGCUUUUCUUUUCUGUCCUGGUGUCUGGGUUGCCUGAAAUUGACUUUAACGAACUGGCAACCAUGAACUCCGCCACAGAUUUCCCUCCGUUCCAGCAGCGGCUGACCUCCUCGUUGGUCCAAGUGACGCGCACCGUUGGCCAGCUUUCCGCCGAAGAUGUCGACUUCCACCGAUCCUCGAACGCGGAGGUCUCGGACUCGUUGGACGAGCAGAGCAACCGGCUUCUUUCUUUAACCUCGACGCUGCUGAAGGCGGCCACUGCGGGCACGGAUGUGUCGGCGCCGACGCUGGAGGACGACGAUUCCCUCGAGGACAACUGGCGCGGCGUCGUGGAUGUGAUCGAUGCGCUGCUGGAGCGGGCGGAUGCCUGCCUGGAUGAGUUCACCGGCGUGAUCAAGAAACUGAGCCCCUCGCAGCAGGACCAGGCGGCCGUCGCCGCCGCCAAGGCCGCGAAGAGCAAGGCGGCCGCCGCCCGAUUCCCGACCGUCUACGACUACGGCCCGUCGAAGAUCCCCAAGCCCCAGCUGCUGUUCGAGCACCUGCCCGACAACACCGACACGUCGCCGUUCAAGCCGCUGCUGAAGUACAAGCCCCACGCGACGGUGUCGCUGGAGGAGUCGCUGAAGCGGAGCGAGACAGCCACGGGCUAUGUGCACCCGUAUGAGACGGAGAUCCGCGCGGCCAAAUUCCCGGCUUCGACUUAUACCGUCUCGCCGCCGCGGGAGUAUCAGCCGUGGGAGUCGACGACGGCGACCUUCGUGGAUACCCUGGAAGGUGUGCAGGAGAUGCUGGAGGAGCUGAAGGGCGCCAAGGAGAUCGCGAUCGAUUUGGAACAUCACGAUGUGCAUUCGUACCAGGGUCUGGUCUCGUUGAUGCAGAUCAGCACCCGGGACAAGGAUUGGGUGGUCGAUACGUUGAAGCCGUGGAGAGAGGACCUCCAGGUGCUGAACGAGGUCUUUGCCGACCCCAGUAUUCUCAAGGUUCUGCACGGUUCGUCCAUGGAUAUGAUCUGGCUCCAGCGCGAUUUGGGGCUGUAUGUCGUCAACAUGUUCGAUACGUAUCACGCCGCCUGCGCGCUGAACUACCCGAAGCGUAGUCUGAAGUUCUUGCUGCAGAAAUUCGUCAACUUCGAAGCCGACAAGAAAUAUCAAAUGGCCGACUGGCGCAUUCGUCCCAUCCCGGAAGGCAUGUUCGAUUACGCCCGCUCGGAUACUCAUUACCUGCUUUACGUGUAUGACCAUAUCCGCAACGAGCUCGUCGAGAGUUCGACCCCGGAUAACAACCUGGUCGAUUAUGUCAUGGAGCAGUCAAAGAAGGAAGCCCUGCAGAUCUACGAGCGUCCUGUCUACGACGCCGCAACCGGACAGGGACCUGGCGGCUGGUACGAUGUCCUGUCUCGCAACCAGAUCGUCAUCAACAAGGAGCAGUUCGCCGUGUUUAAGGCGGUGCACCAGUGGCGCGACCAGGUGGCGAGAGAGGAGGAUGAAGGUGUGCAGUGUGUGUUCCCAAAGCACGUGCUCUUCAGAGUGGCUCAGGCCAUGCCGACGGACCUGGGCACUCUGUACCGAACCCUGUCGCCUAUGACGCCGAUUGUCAAAGACCGGACAGAUGAUCUCCUGGAGAUCAUCAAAACGGCGAAGGUCGAGGGUGCUGACGGACCGGAGUGGCGCGAUGUCUACGUGAAGCCAUCCAAGAGCACGCCGGCAGCCUCCGCUGAAGGGGUGGCGGGAUUCUUGCCUGACCCUACCGCAGACGACACAGACCUCCCCACGGCGGCCCGCUACGAGAUUUCGCAAUUUUGGGGCGGCGUGCUCGACACGCAGUCCCCACUCCCAUCCCCCAAGAUCUCCGCGAUUGCUUCUGCCGAAGCUCUACGUCUGUCACUACCCCUCCCACCCAUGCCUAGAACGGUCUCCGAAGCUCGCGAGAAGUUCGGAGUAUCCACUCCCGCCGCCCAAGCUGCGUCCGCGAAACCCGUUGCGAGUUCGGCUCCACCGGCGGCAGCAGCGAAGCAGGAACCCGAGACCAGCGAAUCCGAGAACAAGUACUUCACCAUCAAGGAGAAGGGUGGCCCACGCAAGCGCAAGGUUACACCCGUCGUUGAGCCGCAGUCCGAAGACGCGGAGAGCACUAAGGCCGACGAGGUCAGCUCCGCGGCGGAUCUGGACCAGGACCUGAACGACAAGCCAACGAAGAAGCAACGGCGCAAGGAUAAGAAAAACAAGGCUGCUGCUGCUGCCGGCCAGACCGCGCAGGCUCAGCAGCAAGAGGAAGCGCCGUUCGACUACGAGGCUGCGGCUUCGAUGCUGAAUGCCAACCCCGCCGAGCAGGCCUCCAGACCCACGAGAAGGAAGCAAUUCAACCCCUACGCCAAGGCAUUGGAGGCUCCAUCUGGCGUCCGCAAGCAGAAGCGGGAGAUGGCCGGCCGAACCGCUACUUUCCGGUGAUUUGUCGUCUGAUCAGGUUUUUUUUUGAAGCUAGUACGGUACAUGCGAGGAGGAAGGGGGAACAAAAAAAGUUGGAGAAUGUGUGUUGUCGAGGCGGAGGGUGUUUUUACUAGAAUUCGAUUGUAUGCAUAGCGAUACCCGG
This is a messenger RNA of Aspergillus aculeatus ATCC 16872, 2596 nucleotides long. RefSeq names its product exosome nuclease subunit RRP6. Gene Ontology annotation, biological process: nuclear polyadenylation-dependent rRNA catabolic process; nuclear polyadenylation-dependent antisense transcript catabolic process; nuclear polyadenylation-dependent snoRNA catabolic process. Gene Ontology annotation, cellular component: nuclear exosome (RNase complex); nucleolus. The transcript has a single exon. The coding region runs from base 70 to 2454 and encodes 794 amino acids. Lineage: Eukaryota; Fungi; Ascomycota; Eurotiomycetes; Eurotiales; Aspergillaceae. Gene Ontology annotation, molecular function: nucleic acid binding; nucleotide binding; 3'-5'-RNA exonuclease activity. The record is from RefSeq and is a predicted model, not a curated record.